AUGUGUAGUAGUAGUAUUCAGCCGACUCAUGGAUUUCAAACUAGCCUAACCGAUGAUGAUCUAGUGGACGGCCAGUUUUACAAAUCGGUGGCCGACAAUAUUGUCGGCAGCGGUGGUGGUGGCCAUCACGGCAUCGGUAGUCUGGAUGAACAUAACUGGAAUUUUACUCACUGGUGGAAUGAGCGGACCGAGUAUUCACAGGUAACCAGCGAACCGGUAGUUUUUCAGGAACCGACCAAACCUGUCCAGUACAGCGAUUUGGAUCAGUUUGAUACCGUACACUACGGGAGUGGCAGCGGUGGCGGUGGCGGUCAYUACGGUAACGGUAGUUAUACAGAUGGUGGCGGUGUUGUAGUAACAUCGUCGCCGAUUUUAGUGGAAAAUCAGGGAACACCAGCUACUACUAUAGYCCGRCUAAACGAUACGAUACUAUCGUUUUUUGCUAACUCCCGGCACUGGAAUGACGAUAAGCUAUAUCUUCGGGAUCUGAGAGAAGCCCUAAAAGAACGGUUCCUAUCGUACGGUUUGAAAACGGCUUUCCAUAUAUUCAAGGCAGAGGACAGUCCUAUUAAAUUACCAUUAUAUCCGGGAGCUGCCAAACGCCAGACCGCCUGCAAUAUCAUUGCCGUACUUCCGGGUCAAUAUCGGGGUACACCCGACGAUGAAAUUAUAUUGGUCGGCGCUCACUACGAUACGGUUAAAAAAUCGCCCGGUAUAGACGAUAACGGAUCGGGAUCGGCAGCCGUCAUGGARAUCGCCCGUUUGCUAACCACACACAGGUGUCGACUGAAUAAGACGAUUGUCUUCACGCUGUUUGAUCUGGAAGAGGAAUAUCUGAAAGGCAGCAAAUAUUUUGUACAACAAUACCUGAUUCCCACUGAAAUGACCAAAAAUAAGGUWAAAUUCAGGGGCGCCUACAUUAUGGAYAUGUUAUUGUCGUACAAUAGUACUAACGGUAGUCAAUCGCUCCGGGAUUUUUGGCCUACACUACCGAUGUUUGUCGAGGAGGUUAAGGACAGUGGUGCUAAAGGCAACUUUUUGACCGCCUGGUCCCGACGUAACAUCGAUCAGGAUCUAUACUUUUUCCUSGAAAAAAACUGGAAAGACCAUAAAUAUCCCCUACGGCUACUGGAUCCACCGUUACCUACCUGGAGCCAUGAGGUGGCCCGCAAUUGGACCCGAUAUUCAAAGUACGGUACGUUUGCCCGCAGUGACCAUGCUAGUUUCUGGUAUCCCAUCGACCGGGACAAGUCGUUCAAUGCCGUACUACUCAGCGAUUUAGGUCCGUGGCGUAAGGAUAUGGUGUUUCACUAUCACCGGCCCAGUGAUGACACCCGUUGGCUKMGAAAGGAGAACCUGGAGUUCAUGAAGAAUACAGUGGACAGUCUGGUGGCGACACUUAUCGAUUUAGGAGAGGGAAAGUGUUGGAUGAAAAAACAUUAA
Molecule: messenger RNA, 1443 nt
Organism: Oppia nitens
Lineage: Eukaryota; Metazoa; Arthropoda; Arachnida; Sarcoptiformes; Oppiidae
Exons: 5
Coding region: 1-1443 (480 amino acids)
Biological process (GO): proteolysis
Molecular function (GO): metalloexopeptidase activity
Source: RefSeq, a predicted model, not a curated record